Messenger RNA from Contarinia nasturtii (swede midge), 2363 nucleotides. RefSeq lists its product as uncharacterized. Lineage: Eukaryota; Metazoa; Arthropoda; Insecta; Diptera; Cecidomyiidae. The transcript has 4 exons. The coding region runs from base 133 to 2274 and encodes 713 amino acids. The record is from RefSeq and is a predicted model, not a curated record.
UCGACUUUACGUAAUAAAGUAUUUUGACGUUUUGUCGUUUGACUUAUUAAGAAGUAUACUACAGCUCUUUGUUUACGUUUAACGUUGUUUUAAUUUUUCUUUGUUUAUUCAUUGUUUGCAUCAAAAAUCAUUAUGAAUUGGUCAAAAAUACAAGAAAUAAUUGGUGAAGAUAUACCAAAUUGUGUAAAAACGUUUUUAUCGGUGUGUGCGUAUGAUACUUUCUCAAGUAUUCAAAACAUUUCGAGUGAAAGCAUAAUUGAUAUCGAACGUCACAUGAAUACUUGUCCAGACAUUAUAGCAAAUCUUGAUUGUUGCCAUUCGGAUGAAUAUAAAAAACAACGGCAUUUUAAACUUCUACUAGGUCAUAGAGAUUUUUUAUUAUCGAUAUCAAAAUACAAAUACAAUGCAUCUCAUGAAGUUCUUUCAAGUAUUACGCGAAAUGUGGGAAAAAAAUUAACACUUCCAGUCGUGUUACAAGCAAUGGUAGAAUCAUGUGAACAAAACUCAGGAAGGAAUAAAUACCAUGUGCAGUACAACGACUUGAUUCGAUAUUUUUCAACGUACACAUUUCUGUCGGCCGGUCGUUCUUCGUAUGAAUUUUUGAGAAGCAAUCUUGAUCUACCAUCUACGAAAACUGUCCUCAAUUGCAUUGAAAAUAACAAGUCAACAAUCAUUGAAGGGAAACUACGAUGUCAAGAACUAUCGGAGUAUUUGAUUAAUUUGAAUGCCGUCAAAAGUGUCUGGAUCUCAGAAGAUGCAACAGCCUGUAUUCCUACAAUUAAAUAUGACCCAAAGACAAAUCAACUUGUAGGAAUUUUGUUGCCUACGAAUAACACAGGAUGCCCUAUUCCAUUCAGUUUUCUUGCGAAAGAUGCCGAUACGAUUGGCCAAUAUAUAACUCUGCCAAAGUCAAAAUUUGCUUAUGUGAUUAUCGCACAAGCAUUGGAUGAAACUGUGCCUCCAUUUAUUCUCCAAAUGUUUGGUACAGGUGUUGGAUCUUUUAAAUCUCAUGAUGUACUUCGUAGAUGGGAUUUUACAAUUGAAGAGCUCGAAAAAUAUGGAAUCGAGGUGGUGGGUGCUUCUUCUGAUGGGGACACAAAAUUGUUAGCUGCAAUGUGUGGUAAGAUGUGCGGAAUUGGAAGAGACCUUAUCGUUACGCAAGACCACAUACAUCUUGGAAAUAAAUGUCGAAAUCGAAUGUUGAAGCAAGAUGUACAUUUACCAAUGGGAAAAUUCGAAGUGUCGAUAAAGCAUUUACAAUCACUUGUAAUGAAUGUACAAAAAAGCGUUCAUGGUUUAUCGCAAGUGGACGUCUGUCCAAUUGAUCGAAUGAAUUAUGAUUCUUUUGAGAAAGUGACCAGGGAUAGAACAAUCGAAUCGUUGCAAAAACACAUCAAAAAUAGUGAUGCCACGAUACAAUAUUUAAAAGUUUGCCGCGACGCAACAAUGAGUUAUAUGGAAAACGGUUUAACUCCAAUCGAACGAAUAAAAAAAAUAUGGCACGCUUUAUUUUUCUUCCGAAUUUGGCGUAGUUAUGUCACAUCCUCAACACGAUACACAUUGGGAGAUAACUUUUUGACUACAAAUGCGUACAUGUGCGUUGAAAUUAAUGCACGGAAUCUGAUUCGGCUUAUCAAAAAAUUUCGAGAUGCGAAUCAACCAGAACAUUUUUUGCCUGGUAUUUUUGACAGCCAAGGCUGCGAAAAUAUUUUUCGGUUAUUUCGUUCAAUGGGAACGACACAAUAUACGAAAAUAAACUUCAGCUUAUAUGAAUUGAUGCAUAUGAUUAGAAGAGUGGAAACACUAAACGAUAUUGCAUACGUCAAAUUGGCUGAAAAAAAAGUGAAUUUUCCGAAUAAAAGAACAGGCAAAGCCAUCAUUUUUAAUUUGCCGUCAGAUGAGGAAAUUGAUGCAAGUAUUGCCAUUGCUAAAUCUCAAGCAAUUGAAAAUGCAGCAACGCUAGGAAUGUCUACUACAAAUAACAUAGAUGAAUUCGAAAUUCGCUCCAAUCUGCAAUUUGAUGAGGAAGAGGAAGAUGAUACAGAAGCAUUUAUUGAAAAUACUAAUGCUGAAGACGAAGAAGUAAUUUUGGCUGAGUCUGACAAAGAUGAAAUGGAAGUUGACGAAACCUCACGCUUCGUUAUUGUACAUGAUGAAAAUGGUGCAAAAAAAAAAAUUCUCAAAUCUACGUUAAUUUGGAUGCUAACAGAGCCGCGCGAUAAAAUCAGUAACGAUCGACUUAGACGAGUUCAAGUUCAUAAUGAUGAAGGAUAAUCAAUUAAAUAUUUCAUACACUUUUUAACUUUCACAAUUAUGUAGCGGCCCUGUUAUGUUUAAGAUUUAAAAAGUACUGUUUUGAAAUU